Molecule: messenger RNA, 1317 nt
Organism: Fonsecaea erecta
Lineage: Eukaryota; Fungi; Ascomycota; Eurotiomycetes; Chaetothyriales; Herpotrichiellaceae
Exons: 1
Coding region: 1-1317 (438 amino acids)
Cellular component (GO): U2-type catalytic step 1 spliceosome; U2-type catalytic step 2 spliceosome; Prp19 complex
Molecular function (GO): pre-mRNA binding; metal ion binding; U6 snRNA binding
Source: RefSeq, a predicted model, not a curated record
AUGGCUGAAGUCGUCCACGCCCGCACGACGCUCACACCCCGUUCUCCGUCUCGAAAACGUUCAGCGUCCCCAGCAGAAGCAGAGCUCGCCACCGACCCAACCAGCACCGCUGUCACGCAGACGAACAAUGAAACGUCUCUCGCCUCGAUCGAAGAGCCUCCGGCCAAAAAGACAAAACUGAUUCGCCGCAAGCGCCGCCCGGCGCGGCCUCAAGUUGACCCCUCGACGAUCAAAUCCGAGCCACCUCCGCAAACGGGGACGGUGUUCAACAUCUGGUACAACAAGUGGUCUGGUGGCGAUCGAGAGGAUUCUUACUUGACCACCCAUGCAGCCCCUUCGCGGUGCAACAUCCGGAACGACUCUGGAUGGACGGCAGCAGAUAAGACGCCGGGGAGCUACUUCUGCCUAUUCUUCGCGAGAGGACUAUGUCCGAAGGGCCAUGAAUGCCAAUACCUCCAUCGACUACCCACGAUAUACGACGUGUUCAAUCCGAACGUCGACUGCUUUGGGCGGGACAAACACAGCGACUACCGAGACGACAUGGGUGGUGUGGGAAGUUUCAUGAGGCAGAAUCGCACGCUAUAUGUGGGGAAGAUCCAUGUGACGGACGAUAUCGAGGAGGUCGUGGCACGGCAUUUCCAAGAAUGGGGGGAGAUUGAACGCAUCCGCGUUCUCACCAACCGCGGCGUCGCUUUCGUCACGUACGUCAACGAGGCGAACAGCCAGUUUGCGAAAGAAGCCAUGGCUCACCAGGCGCUGGACCACAAUGAGGUAUUGAACGUUCGAUGGGCCACGGUGGAUCCGAAUCCGCUCAGCCAGAAGCGAGAGGCCGCCCGGAUCGAAGAGCAAGCCGCUGAGGCCGUCCGGCGGGCGCUGGGUGCGAGAACGGUCAGGGAGAUCGAAGGACGCGAGACGAGAGAGGAGAGGGACCAGAGGCGCAUCGAGAGCAGCUAUGGACUGGAAGGAUAUGAGGCGCCGGAGGCGAUUUGGUCCACGCAACAACAGCAGAGAGAGCUCGAAGGGCAGAAGUUGGGCGAGAGGGGGUUGCUGGAGGCUCCUCCUGGCCCGGAAGCUGGCCCGGAGCAGCAGGGUUCGUCCACGGAAAGACAUACUGCGGCUCCAGAAGCGCCUACAUCACAAGCAGGCCAGGAAGGGAGUAGCAAUGGUCAAGCCCCGCAGAACGGCAUCUUGUCCGGUUCGACGCUGGUGGCUCUGAAGGGAUAUACCGCGGGCGCAGGGUCUACCCGGGCGUCAAAACCUGCUGCAUCAGCCGGACCACUUGUGGCGUACGGUAGCGACGACGAGGACGAAGAUUGA